GAUAUACUCUAUGAUUUAAGUUUUAGGUUAUUUUCAUUAUAAAUUAAUUAUUAGGAAAAGUGCGGAUACUGCACAUUAGAAAUUUAAGUGAGGUGAUUUUAUAAAAUCUGAUAGAACUAAAACCGGUUUUAAAAGUAUGUUUUAUUUAAUUGGACUUGGCCUAGGUAAUGCUAAAGAUAUAACAGUAAAAGGGCUAGAAAUCGUAAAAAAAUGUGACAAAGUACUUUUGGAGGGAUACACUUCAAUAUUAACCGUAGGUCACAAUGUUUUGGAAGAAUUUUAUGGAAGACCUAUCAUAAUUGCUGACCGUGAACUUUGUGAAAGUCACAUUGACAAAUUUUUAAUGGAAGCCCGAGAUGAUGACAUAGCUCUUCUUGUGGUUGGCGAUCCUUUGGGAGCCACAACUCAUACAGAUAUGUUAUUACGUGCUAAACAACUAGGUGUUAGAACUGAGAUUAUACAUAAUGCAUCUAUAAUGAAUGCAGUUAGCUGUUGUGGCUUACAAUUAUAUAAUUUUGGUGAAACUAUUUCAAUACCUUAUUGGACUGAAACAUGGAAACCAGACAGCUUUUAUGAAAAAAUUAUCGGGAAUUAUACAAGAAAUUUGCACACUUUAUGUCUAUUAGAUAUAAAAGUUAAAGAGCCAACUGAAGAGUCACUAACGAAAAAAGUAAGGCAAUACAUGAAACCAAAGUUCAUGACUGUUAGUGAGGCAUCAACACAGCUUUUACAUAUAAUUAAGGAGAACCAAAAUUCAGGGUUGACCGAGGAUACAUUAGCUGUGGGUCUGUCUCGAGUCGGUGCACCAGAUCAAAGAAUAACCGUCCUGAGCUUGAAGGAUAUGCAAACCCAUGAGUUAGGACCCCCUCUACACAGUUUAGUGAUUCCAAGUCCAAAUCUUCAUCCGCUCGAAUUAGAUUAUUUAGCUCAGUUUCGAUAAUAUUCACAAAGACGAUUUAUUUUUAAAUACUUUAUUACAUGAUAUGAAAAUAUUUGAAGAUGAAUCAUAUUGUUAAAUAUUAAAUUA
Pieris brassicae (large cabbage white) is the source of this 1027-nucleotide messenger RNA. RefSeq names its product diphthine methyl ester synthase (gene Dph5). The record is from RefSeq and is a predicted model, not a curated record. The transcript has 5 exons. Gene Ontology annotation, molecular function: diphthine synthase activity. NCBI's taxonomy places the organism in Eukaryota, Metazoa, Arthropoda, Insecta, Lepidoptera, Pieridae. The coding region runs from base 137 to 940 and encodes 267 amino acids. Gene Ontology annotation, biological process: protein histidyl modification to diphthamide.